Hylaeus volcanicus is the source of this 8687-nucleotide messenger RNA. RefSeq names its product probable G-protein coupled receptor Mth-like 1 (gene mthl1). Gene Ontology annotation, molecular function: G protein-coupled receptor activity. The coding region runs from base 629 to 2395 and encodes 588 amino acids. NCBI's taxonomy places the organism in Eukaryota, Metazoa, Arthropoda, Insecta, Hymenoptera, Colletidae. The transcript is spliced from 7 exons. Gene Ontology annotation, biological process: G protein-coupled receptor signaling pathway; cell surface receptor signaling pathway. The record is from RefSeq and is a predicted model, not a curated record. Gene Ontology annotation, cellular component: membrane.
GUCGUUGCGAAGAAAGAAGAAAGCUAGGCGGUUGAAUAAGGGCGGGAGCAGUAAGUGUCUGCGCGCGCACUUCGGAGCACGCUGCUCCCGGUGGCUCGAGAGGCGGCCGCGUGGUCGGACCGCUUCAGUAACUCCGAAACCUCCGAGCGGGUGAGUCACGUCUGAUUUCGAUCCUGAAGAAUACCUCGAGACGCUCCAAAACAGACUUUUUAUACGUGUAAUUCGACACUUGUUUUCGUCAUCCAUACGUCAACUGCUCCGUAUCGAGAUCGACUUUAUUAUCCGAAGGCAAAAAAAAGUGUACAGAAUUUCUGUCAGUGAACGUUCCAUUCGCUGUUUACAAAUAUACGAGGAUCGCUCCAAUUUCGGGUCGCUAAGAGAGGUCCGAUAGAUCGUUCGGGACUGGUUAUCGUUAGUGUCGUUCGUGAGCAGCCUGAGACCACUAUCUGGAACUGUAUUACCGAAAGCUUGAUUAAGAAAACAGUGAUUUCUCUAUUCCUCUAACUGUAUCGAGUCUUCCAGCGAGGGACAAGUGACUGUAAAACGGAGUGUCGUUUUUCCAAGUGAUGUCCUCGGUUUGAUCGACCGCUCUAAUCGAGUUCCCGCGUAUUUUUCACACAGCAACGCCAUGAAGGCGUUUCGUUUGGCAGCGAUUUUGGCCGUGCUGGUGACGAUGGUCGCUUCGGAGCCAACCGAUUUCGCGCGAUCGAGACUAAGAAUCCUCAAGUGUUGUCGCGACAAAGAGGAGCUGGUGAAAACGUCCGACGGCGACGCUGACACUGCGACCCGUUGCGAAGCCACCGCGAACGUGUGGAAACCCUUCAUCUACUCGCCGUCCCGUCAGACGAUCCUGUCCAAUCCGCCUCCGGAGUGGAACAUCGUUCAGGGGAGGAAGCCAGAGUGCGGGGACAACUCUGUGCUGACCUUCGUGCCCUACAGAAGCACGAAUCCGUUCGUGCUUUUGGACGAUGGACAGGCAAUCCUCGAUGUCCACGCAGAUGACAAGUUCGAGCCCGAUCAGUACUGCGUGGACGCGAACGCUCUGUUGGUGUGCGUGCAGAAGAGAAUCGAGGGAAAUCACGCUGCAGCGACCAUGAGGCCCAGGGUUCGUCGGUGCUGCGACGAGGACGCGGCUUUUCACGAGGAAAUACACACGUGUGCUGAGCUAAAGGAAGCUGCAGACGCCACGCCGUUGUUACCGAACGCAUCCUCCGCCGUCGAGAUCGUGUCAGGAUUCCCAACAUGUCCACGUUCGGACAACUUCACGAUUUUGGGGGACGCGAAGGAUGCCGUGUUACUGCCAGACGGUGGCUUGGAAAUAGACGGGGUCACGUUACCUACCGGCCAGUUCUGCGUCGAGAGGAUCAAAGAAUUGAACCAGGUGGUCAAGGUGUUCGCCUGCUCGGAGCAUGCAUCGCAAAGACCGAAGAUCCAGGCGGCCGAUAUCAGGUUCACCUUGUACCCCGUGGGCUUCAUCAUUAGCGCGGUCUUCCUGGCAGCAACGUUGGCUGCUGGCUGGUUGUUGCCCGCCUCUCAUCACGUCCUGCAUUGGCGUUGCCAGACUCAUCAUGUCGCCUGCCUGAUGCUUGGUGAUCUUCUCAUGGCCAUCAUUCAACUCGCAGGAGAUUCCCUGCACGGCGGAAGCUGCAAAGCGUUAGCAAUCAUGGCUCAUUUCUUCUUCCUGGCGGCGUUCUUCUGGCUGAACACGAUGUGCUUCAACAUCUGGUGGACGUUCAGGGACCUGAGACCAGCCAGCUUGGAGAAAGGCCAAGAGACCCUCAGACUGCGAGUGUACGGCUGCUACGCUUGGGGUGGUCCCCUCCUAGUCGCCGGGCUGGCCGCCCUUCUGGAUCAUCUUCCGCCUCAACCUCAGUACACAUUUCUCCGGCCUCGUUUCGGCGAGAAACAGUGUUGGUUCUACGGAGACAUGGAGAUCCUGGCGUACUUCUUCGGGCCCAUCGGCAUCCUCCUUGCAGUGAAUCUCCUGUUCUUUGCGGCAACUGCUCGCGAGCUGACGUGCGGCUUGUGGAAGGGUGAAUUCGUCAAGAGCACCACGGAAAGAGCUGCUCUGGGUCGAAUCUGCAUGAAGCUAGUAGUGGUGAUGGGAAUUACUUGGGUGGCCGACGUGAUCUCAUGGGUAGUCGGCGGACCUCAAUACAUCUGGUACUUCACCGACUUGAUAAACGCCUUCCAAGGCGUGCUGAUCUUCGCGGUGGUUGGCUGCCAGCCCCAGGUACGCGCAGCGUUGAAGAGGAUCUGCAACAGGAAUCCCAGAACCAACGCUGGGAGGCAGGGCAACGGGCUGAGCACCACCAGCCACGGGAUGCCCAGCAUGGGCGACAGCGUCACUCAGAAUCCAAGCACGAAGACUGCUCCGCUAGAAACCAUCUGCUAAACAACGUCGUCGAGUUUCCUUUAUUGAACGACUCUGUGGUCCGUCAGCUAAGUCCACAAACAAGGGAUUAACGAAACACGUUGGACGGGGCACAGACUUACUCGGAGGGGAUCGAUUCGAAGAUCCUUCGCGCGAAACUUCUUCGGACCAGAGGUUUCUCCGAUUGCUUUGGUUCAGGAAGUGGACAGGACACCGUAUACGAAUCAACGUGCUCAUCGGAGCGUAGCGAAGUCUAGACGCCGAGAUGGCGACGGUAGGUCGAGGAAACUGGGAUUUCCUAGUUUCUGGUGAAUACUCAGCACCUCGGUUUCAUCCUGUGACAGAAACGCUUUCAAAGACUUUUUGCACCGUGAACUCGAGCCAAUGAUACGUCACUGCUCGAUCAACGGAAGCUUCCUCGCUUGCUUGGCUCGGGAAGUGUACACUGUAUACGAAGCAACUGAACAUUCGCAUGUAUGCAUAGAGACGAGUAGACACCAAGCUCGUGGCGGUGCCACGAGGAAACUGGGAUUAUCCAGUUCCUCUGGUGACUGUUCAACACCCCACGAGAGCUACCUCGUUCUUGCUCCGUGAACUUCGACCAGAACUGUUAUCAUUCAGACACGACGGGUCUGAAGAAUUGCGAAUCACUGAUUUAUGAUCGUAGAUUAUCCACGAUCACUGUUUAUUCUGACAUUUGUGAGUGAUUGUUAUGAAAGUACCUACAAAGUAACUGCAAAGUAAUGACUGCCCAACUCUACACUGUAUACGAAGCAACUGAACGUUGUCGCUUAGGCGUGGAGAAGACCAGACGCCGAGGUAGCGACGUCAGAUCUAGCAAUCAGGGAUUUGCCAGUUUCUGGUGACUGGGUUCAUCACCAGAAACUUCACGAGAUACCAUUUAUUCGUCUGUAACAGAAACGCUUUCAGAGAGUUCUCGAUAGCUCUGCUACCCUCUGCUAUUCUAAUGGUCGCCAAUCUCAAGGCUACCAUGACCUUCGACCUAAAAUCCCCCAUCCCUUGGGUAAUCUAAUAGAGGUGGGCAAAACUAUAUCCAAGGUAACGAAUAGAAUUCAAGUAUGUGUCUGUUCGUAAUAUCAUUUAAUUUUAUAACUCGAACUUCAGUUUUUAUUCAAAUAACAAAUACACCUAAUAUCUAUUCGAGUCACGAGUAAAGGAUGGCUUACUUUUUACUCGUUACUCGCUAGAUUUAUCUAGGCAAGAGAUUUGCCCACCUCUAGGCCGAGGUCUGCGUCAGAAGGUCGUCGACCUUGACGCCAGAAAGUUCCCAGCAAGAAUCCGUCGCGCUGCUCGCCGCAGACGAGCGUCCCCGUGGACCAGGCACCGGAGCAAACGGUACCAACAGAGCCUGUCACUUUGAAUAGUUCAUUGUCUCGGUAGAACACAAUGGUAGCGCAGAGAAAACAACGCGAAGCGACAAAUAUUCAUAGAGGCUCGUCAUGGUUCGAGCCUCCAUGGGGAAAUCCCUCCCUUCGGUUCCAUCGCGGUUCGGGUUUGGGUUCGAAUCCUACUCUGAACUCUGCGCCGUCGAGGUGUCGAUCUUGAUAUCCUGGUGUCAGCGAUGAGCAAAAUUCUAUUCGAACAACAAAAAUACAGUGUAAGUCUUGUUUUAUUAGCCACACUUUGAGCGAAGUGGGUUAUAUACAGUGAACGUCGCUAAAGUAGCCAGCGAAGAUAACAAAUUUUGCUCAUCCCUGUCCAAGCUCAUCCGAGUAUAGCAACGAUGCAUAUUCGUUGCAAGGGAAAUAGAGCCGAAAGAUGACAGACGUGACGCGCAGUCAAACGCAGCUGGCCGAUCGGUUAUUUAUAAACGAGAAUUUAACGAGACGAUGCCCGGCCGAUACGAGACGCUACUACUUUGUUCGAAUUGUUAUUAAUAAACGGCGCCAGGCACCGGCGAGGUCGUUCGGGGGUGAAUUUUUCGCGUUACGAUCCCUGUCGGUGUUAAAUAUCGAGCAACGAUCCUGAGAUGAUUAAAAUCUCUGGUAACCCUUUCCGUUUGCUUUUAUGCAACGACUCGGCUCUUCCACGCCGUAGCUCGUUUAAUUUGUUCGUCAUUUUAGACACAGAGAAAAAGUUAGAGGGACCAGGUAACGACCACAAAAUUCGAGAUAAAUCUGGGAUAUGUUCGCGUAUGAGUUUGCGACCUCACAGUCACGGUAAGUUGUUGAGGGAGUGAGGAGAAAUCGGAACAACCUUGACCCGCGUUCACAAUCAUCGAACACACGAAUGGAUGAUCAAUUAAUUCCUCGCAUUCUUCCUCGCAUCGCCCCAGCUUCAUUAUUCAUCGGGCAUGCUCGGAGCCGCGAGCAAUCGCACUUCAAUUUCCUUUAGCAUAAAUUUGCAUCGGCAUCAAUUUUCUUUAACAUAAAUUUGCUGGCUGUAAUCUUGGUUCCUAUUAGCGCGCGGCAUUAGGGUUUUUUUUUUUUUUAAUUUCGAAGAUGAUCGCUCGCAGAAUGUAAACCCUACAAUCAUCCGGGUACAAGCGUGUGUUUAAUUAAAUUUAAUAUAGCCUGGUACAAGCGUGUGAUUAAUCCCUUGAUGACAGACGUGACAAAUGAUCCACAGUGUGUGGGUUAACAUUCCAAUAAUGAAAUAAGGUUUGAAUUUAUUAUGUAGAUCAUUUUGGGAAAAAUUCCAAUUUUAUUUAAAAUUUCGCGUAAGUAGUUUACUUUUAAACUCGUUUAAAACACCUGUCCUUAAAGAGUCAAUUAUCUUUGUUAAACGUCUCUACUUUGCGUUUGGGUUCUCUACAAUGUUCACUUUGGUACGAUAGUUACGUAUAAUGAACCCCUGGAGUCCUUAGAUUUAAUAAAAAUAUUAGACGCAUAACUGUGCCAGACCAUACUAUAGUUUUAAAUUAGUUUUGCACCAGUAGCCUCGUCAACGACCGCAUCGAUUCUCGUUACUCGCCAUGCAUUUUUCACAUUUAAACAAAACUACUAAAAAUUCUUGUCUGGAAACGAAGGUUUGGAUUAUCGAGAACAAUCUUAGGUUCUCGUCAUUUUUAUACAAACGAUUUCAUGUAUCUGGCGAGGACCUCGUCCAAUAAAAACCCACCUUCUCCAUUUGUUCUACAUAUUCCAAACUCGUUUUCAAACAUACUUCGCUCAACUUCUCUCGAACCUCCCCUUGAAAUUGAACAGGGUGAAAGAAUGAACGCCCUCGUUACGUCGCGUGGCCGUCAGCAACUUAUUUUCCCCAUUGUGGAAAGUAGCGAAACUCGUGGGAAAGUAUACGUAUAUCCGCACUGCCAAAAACCGAUUUUAAUAACUAGAUUUAAAACGAAGCAAUAGACUUUCAUAGACGCUGUCGCAAUUACUCUCGGUAGGGCCCUCGCGAUUAUGUGGGUCCUUUCAACUCAAGCACAACGAAGUAUCGUUCACGUAGCUCUGUUUAGGAUUAGGGAACCUUCUUUUUGUACUUUGUAAUACCACGGAAUCCUGCGAUUUUUACGCGGAAGACGCACAGGUGCAGACGCCGUUCGAUCGAACGAUGAGUAAUAAACAGCGAGGCGAUUCUUCUUUCUUGAUGGAUUUUUUCCGUUAUUUUUUUGUAUUUUUUUCAUUACGCGAGUCACGCUCUCGCGAAGUCAUACGUAGGUAGGUCAGGGCAUAAUCGGACGACAACUCGUGACAAUACACUCUAGGAAUUCAAUGCCUUCUGAAAUGCCUUCCAAAUGUGGUGUUCAACGUGCCGAAUUGUAUACAAUGGGGAACCAGAUGGAGACCCCGAUGAAAUCUCCUCGGUUCUCGCAACGCGUGCGAUCUACGCGCAGGAUUGCUAUUAAUCCAAUCAUUCUAGAUUAAAACAAGACGUUAUGGAAACACUUUUUGUGAAGCUCAUUUUCUGCAUAAAAAUCAGUCUUUACAAAUACGUAGAAUAUAACGUAUAAUAGACGGGAAGUCAGUUUUUUCAUAGAUAGCUUUAAAACUACCGGAUUUUUGUAUAAUAGUUGUUACUACUAAAAAUGUAGAUAUGGAGAUUUUCUACGAAAAAGAUGUCUCGAGUCUUUUUCGUAUAAUUAGUAGUUUAUGCGUAACUAGAUGAGAGUCCAGAGAAUCGGCUUCAUAAAAAUAUUUUUAUAAUCGAAUCUAAAGUGACUGGAGUAGCAUUUUUCCUGGGCCAUUUUCGGUGUGACUUCCGAUGACGUUCGCCGACAGAUUCAUUUGCUUUCGUGCCGAUGAAUUAAUCACGGUCACCUGCUGGCAACAAUCGAUUCGCGCCAACAUCCUUGUACUCGUUGCUUUAAAAAAAAUUUGACCUCGUCGAAAGAACAGAAAAAGUCUUUCGCGAGAGAAUUUUUAUUUUUUUUUUUAAUUCACAGUAUAUUACGAGAAAAUUUCCCGUUGAUUUUUAGAUCAGUGGCCACGUCAUCGGAAGUCAUCGGUGGGAUCGCAUGCACCGCGUAAAAAGAAAAAACCGUCUUACGUCCACGUAGAGUUAGAUACCUCGCACUCGAGUUUGAUAUUUCAUUAGAACCACACGUGCGCGCGCGCGUAGUCGCCGACGCGUAGACAGGAGUAGAGUAAUAAUCGUCAUUGUUUCUUCAGGUGCAUCCAAGAGACAGAGCCGCGCACCCAUCGCUCAUGGUACCCGAAAUCGUCUGACUCUCGCUCGAAGAUACGCCUAACUGUUCCAGAAAUACAGAUCUGCUUUCUGCCACGAGAUGAUAUCUGACCCACACGGAGGUGUAGAUGUAGGAUGAUUUUUCAUAACUCUCCGUAGUUGGCACCUGUCUAAGUAAAAAUUUGUGAUACCUUUUGAAUGAUGUGGGAGAGAUACAUCUGUUGUUGUAUAAAGUACAUAUAUAUCACGUGAAACUAUGCAAUUACAAGGCGUAAUGCAGAUCUUCGAGCGAGAGCAGAUCGUUUCACGAUCACCUCGUUAGUUCCUCCUCUUUUGAUGCGAGCGUGAGUGGAACCGCGAGGUCGUCGAAGUUUCGUCGACGAGAAACAGUUUCCACUAAAUCGAUUUUUUUUUUUUAGACUACAAGAAUGCCUUCCCGAGCAGCUUGCUACGUACCUUUAUCACUCUCGUCGCUAAUUAUUUAUUUAAUCUUUCCCUUCCAUCGCGACAAGGAAAGAUCGAGACUUCGAGGACGCUCGCGUGUAUGUUGUGCCGAGACUCGCGUGUCGCGAGUAAUUGCGUGGCAAUGCGAGCGUGCGAACGGCACCAUGUAAUUAGUGUAUUAACGAGCAGUAAUUUCGUUAUAAAUCCCCUCGCUGUGUAUAAUCGCGGGCGAACAACGCGCGACGAGACGCGGUGACAGUCGCCGCGUGGCUUUUCCGCUCGUCGGACCCCGUGGUUUCGCGUUUAUGCUCACGACUCGAUCUGCUCGAUGAUCGAUGGAUCGCGUACGAUCGAGCACGACCGCGACGAAGCUGUCGACAGAGGUAGAUAGCGUCGUCGAGCUGAAUUUGUACGAAAUGGCAUGAUUGGAACCACGGGGAGAUUUCAUAAUUAUUCAUUCGAUAAUAAAACAACUUGUAGACCGUGUUAGCAGGUCGUGUAAUAUUUAAUAUGACAGUUCGUUCACCGAAUGAAGUUACAUCUAUGACUGUCACCAGUUUGCGCCCGCAUUGAACGUCCCUCGCCAUCUUGUCCUUGUAGAUAACAUUCUCCCGUCAUUAUUGUAUCACGUGUAAUUAUAGCGGAUGUUAGAUCGCGAUCAUAUGAUAAUGUUGUUCUAACCACUAAUUGUAAGCGUGUAUGUUAUUAUCGUCCGUCUAUCAUUCGUGUAGGGUUGCCACCCUUUCGCUUUACUUACAAGAUUCCCAUCGAAAGGGAACCCCCUUUGGAAGGAAUGUGCAAAUCCAUCAAAAUGUAUCGAUAAUCAGCAAGAUUUUGUUCAAAAGAGUUACAACAGUCAAUCAGUUAUGAUUGUGGAUGGCAAGCCUUGUUAGAAGAGGAAUUAAUUUUGAAAUUCUUCGAGCUGAUAGCUGGACGGACCCUCACUGUACAUUAACUUAACACUCGAUGUAGUUCGUCGAAUAGGUAGCGUAAUCUAAGCUAAGGAACACCCGUAGCCUUAAACUAAUUUAUUGAGAGUAGUUGUUGGCGCAUGAACAAUAAGAGGAGCGUGUAGAGUAAUGCUAUCGAUAUAUCCGAGAUACUCGAGUACCCCGCAAAGUACCUGGCUCGAAUACUUCGUUCGCACUCGAAUGGCGACGAAAAUUUAACGAUAAGACAGAGUUACUUUGUAACGAGUGGGGAAGUUGGAUUAUACGCGUAAUUUGAAGGGCACUGACCAAUUCGGAGAUUAGCAUUUUUACUUUACAAUGUCGGAGUA